Messenger RNA from Gasterosteus aculeatus aculeatus (three-spined stickleback), 3563 nucleotides. RefSeq names its product transmembrane channel like 5 (gene tmc5). The record is from RefSeq and is a predicted model, not a curated record. Lineage: Eukaryota; Metazoa; Chordata; Actinopteri; Perciformes; Gasterosteidae. Gene Ontology annotation, molecular function: mechanosensitive monoatomic ion channel activity. Gene Ontology annotation, cellular component: plasma membrane.
UUUUACCUUUAAAAGCUCUGCCCACACUUCCUGGUAGCCAGACAGUCCGUUGUAUUUUCUCACGGAUGGUGUUUCUCGGGCUGACUCUCAGUUAACCCUCUGGCUUGGACUACAUAAAAGACGUGAAGUACUUUCUUCUGUUAUUCCCCCACCAUCACACCACUACCAGAUUUUCCUAUUCCAUCAUCCUCCAGUGACUCUGCGUGAGAACCGUAGACUACUGAAUGUGGUGGAAACCCAACCUGCUGGACCAAAUAAACAGAGCGACUGCGACAGGCUGAGCUGAAGAAGUGAGAAAGGAUCCUUUUGACAGAUCUCAUGGCGAGUUACAGGAACGGAGGAUUAUUCAACCCUGCCUACCAUGACAGCGAAACUCUGGAAAUUGAUAGAAGUAAAAGCCUGCACGCCAACCCCUACGCCCGGGCAGAGAGGCCAGACGAACCCUACUCGACUGGUCACUCCAGCGGCGGUGAUGGUUUGGCGGGGAGAGGGCCAUUGGGGGGCUGGCAUGGGGAGAGCCGCAGGGGGGGAGAAAGCUUCCCCAUGGACAUCGCCUCAACUCCCUCAUGGCAGCGUGACAUCCAUCCCAGUAGGUCCCCACCUGACUCUCCGUAUGAUCGAUCACCUCCUGUGCACCUUCCUUCUGCAAUGUCAGGUAACAUGACGAUGAGAUGGAGGGGAAUGACAAUGAGAAGGAUGAGCAUGUUUCCUAACGGGGAUCCUGCCAAUGAAGCCUUCGCAGAGGAUGCCAUCAGGAACGAGUUGCAGAACGAGGAACAGAACCUAAUAAAGGAGCUCAUUGCUUUGUCAACGCGAGACCAAAUUCGGGCCAUUCGGGAUCUUCCGAUGAGCUUUGACGAGAAGAAACAUAUCAGGAGUCAAGUGCUGGCUGUCAAGUCUAAGCGAUCACGCCACUUCACAUGUUUUGCAGAGUGCUCUGAGAAUGUGUCACUGUCUUUCCGCAGGUUUGGCUACAGUGUGAGUUCAGCCAGGCAGACCCUGCAGCUUUGGCAAGGCAUCAUGAAAGAGAUCGGCAGCAAGUUUGGCACCAGCGUCGUCAUCUAUUUCGUGUUCCUCAAGUGGCUGCUCAUGUUCAACAUUUUCUCAUUCCUGGUCAACUUUGGCUUCAUCACACUCCCGCUGCUCGUUCACGACACUUCUCCCAAAAUACCUCCCAAUGUGAGCUUCAGCGGACUGGAGAUACUAACUGGAGCUGGUUACUUCCACUACACUGUCAUGUACUACGGUGGCUACAGCAAUGCAACCCUGCAUGGCCUUGUGGAGUACGACAUGCAGUUGGCCUAUUUCUUCACCAUUUCAGCCUACAUGGUUCUGUGUGGAAUUGCACUUAUCUUCAACAUGGGCAGCUUAUUCAUGAAAAACUACGUCCUGGCAGACCCAACAUCAAACGGUGCCUGGCAGCUUCUAUGCAGCUGGGACUUUAGUAUUACCAACGAGAGAGCAGUGAGGCAGCGCAAGAACAAUCUACGCGUCCAACUCAAGGAGUCUUUAUCGGAGAAGGCCCAGAGGGAGCGGCUGACCCUCUCGCAGCAGCUCAGGCACUUUGGGGUUCAUUUGGGUUCCUGGCUCCUCUCCACCGGCUUGGCUGUUGGGUGUGGGGCUAGCAUCUUUUAUCUCUGCAAAUACGAACAGCAGGCAACAGCUGCCGCCGACUGGUCUCUGCUUCAGGAUGCAGAGACUCUCCUGGUUCCCUUUGUGGUGUCUCUGAUGAACCUGGUGGUCCCGCUCUUCUACUCGCUCUUCAACAAGUUCGAACACUACUCCAGCCAGCGCAGACAGAUCUACGCUCUGGUAGUCAGAAACGUGCUACUCAAGAUGUUCAUUCUGGCCGUCCUGUGUUAUCACUGGAUGAACGUGGUGGCAAAGUUUUCAUGUUGGGAGUCCAUUGUGGGACAGGCUUUGUACCGUCUGGUCAUUGUUGAUUUCCUUUUUCUGAUGUUGGGAUCCUUCUUUGGAGAGUUUCUUAGCAACUUGAUUGGGACGAGAUUACUUCCUCGUCUGGGAGUUCCAGAGUUCGACGUGGCCAGAAAUGUCCUCGAACUCAUCUACGCACAGACUCUGGCAUGGAUUGGAAUCUACUUCUCUCCUUUGCUGCCCGCCAUCCAAAUCCUCAAGUUUUUCAUUUUGUUUUACUUAAAGAAGGUCAGCUUGAUCCAGAACUGCCAGCCCCCCCGACGGUCGGGGAGAGCAGCUCAGAUGCAAACCAUCUUCAUCGCCCUCCUCUUCUUCCCUUUCUUCGUGGGAGCCCUGUCCAUGGUUGCAUACACUGCCUGGAGUCUGAGUCCCUCGGAGCACUGUGGCCCAUUUCAGGGACUCAGCAGCACCUUCAGUGUGGUAGGAGUGUGGAUGGAGGAUUUGGAGAAGAUCCCCGGUUCUCAAUGGGCCGUCUGGAUCUACCUAAAUGUCAUCAGAAGUGAAAUCUUCUACUAUUUUAUCUCACUCAUCAUUGUUGUAAUUAUCUACAUCUUCUGGCAAGUCACUCAGGGCCGCAAGCAGCUUAUUCGUCUACUGAAACAACGUAUUGUUAAUGAUGGGAAAGACAAGUCCUUCUUGUUAGAUAAGCUUCAGAACCUCCAAAAAUCCCACCCCGAUAGAAAAUCCCAACAGAAGAAUCAGAAAAGGCACUCCAAACAGCGUCCAGAUGACCUCUCCCCGACUGCUCGUUCCAACUCAAACGCCAUGGUUCAGGCGCUACUUGCUCGCCAGCGGCUCGAACAGGAGGAGCAGACCAGCAGCACCGUCCCCUCCGACAUCUCCUCCCCCGGCGCGCUGACUCAAGCCAUGUUGGCCCGUCAGCGAGCUGAAGACCAGGAGGCGGGCGCACACCGGCCGCUGUCAAGAGCCUUGGCGGUGCCCGCGCAGGCCUGGCAGAGGGCCGGGGGUCAAGAGAGGGAUGAAUACUUCAGCCCGGGUUUUUACGAGAGCCCGGUCGGCGCGUCCAGCAUGGUCACGCGGAGAGCGGAGGACCCGCCGUCCUCCGCGUCAAGCGUGAUGAUGCAGGUCAUGCAGGCCAGACAGAGGGCGGAGGACGAGGAGAGGCCUCAGCGGGCGCCAGCUGCCCCACAGAACCCAGCGCCAGCGGGCUCGAGUGCUCUCAUACAGGCCAUGUUGGCCCGGCAACAGGCCCAGAACGAGUACGAUGACGGUUACUGAACAAAGCCGUCUGACUUUAUCUUAUUGCGCGGGGAGGAGGACAACUGAAAAGAACCACAGCUGACUAAAAUGACACUUUUCAUUUUAGGAUUUUAGAGGUCACCCGUAGAUACAUUUCGCUGCUGUAAAUCCCCCAGAACAAAGUGCAAAGAUUUCUAAUGUAGCAGGGCUAGAAGCGAGUGCAGGUCCACUUCUUUAUGCUCUAUUUUUUUACCAAUAUAUUAUAAUAUAUUUUAUUGACCGAAUACAAGCCUUUAAGAUAACUUCUGUAUGUAUUACAACAAAUAUACACUUGGCCUGAUCUUGUGCGUGAUUUCAUUUCUGUAUCAUCAACACCAGAUGCUUUAUAUUCUCUGUAAAAUGUAGAUUAAAAGAAAGUCAAAAAUGAA